AUGACAAGACAAGAAGGCGUGGCCGUACUUCUGAUCAUCGCUUUGACAACGGUGACACCCGUUACUGGCGCGGGUCCCAUCCCCCUUACUCCGGAGGAAGAGGCGCAAAGAGACGAUGCUGCGGCUGAUAUGGCUAACCUUCCAGCCGAGGAUCAUGUGAUGACAGUGUUCCUCAGGGAAGAGAUAUUUGUCUCAGAGAAGAUGAAACAGUUUGCAGUGGAGAUUCACUAUCUAGUGGCAACUGAUUUUUGCUCUACAAAAGAUUUAUGUUUUAGAGAAGAUGAAAGUUCAUCUGUUUUCCCAGCUGGUAUGUAUGAUAUUGGAAAAACCAUCAAUGGAACCAUGACGCCAUCUCAGAUACAUGAUGAGAUUCAGAAAAUGCCUGUGGAAGACAAGUUUAUGCUGCUGAAGCAUCAUAGUGUUCCAACCCCAAACCACACUUUCCCUAGCAGUUACACUGGCGGGUGCUAUCGUUCUUUCAAACAGGCCUGGUUAAAGGAACAUCCGUGGAUGGUCUACAGUACACAUCUUGAUGGAGCCUAUUGUAUGUCAUGUGUUCUCUUUUGUAAUGACAGGCAAGGGAAGGGUAUAUUCAUAAAUAAACCCUUUACAGCAUGGCAAAAACGUUCAGAAAAAUGCAGAGAGCACGAAAAAACGAAAUACCAUCAGGACUCUUUGCAAGUAGCAGAAUCAUGUCUUGCAGCCUAUGAAAAGCCAGAGAAAAACAUUCAGCACAUGAUUGAUGAGAAGAAAGCAGCCAACCGAGAAAGAAACAGGGCCGUGGUCAGAAACAUUGCUGAUAUAGUUUUACUGUGUGCAAGGCAAUGCAUCGCCUUGAGGGGAGACAGUGAACAGCCAGAUUCAACAGGCAACCCAGGCAAUUUCCUGAGCAUUCUGAGAUUUUUGUCCAAGAGGGAUCCUGUGAUGAAAGAACACUUGGACUCUCCUGCCAUGCGAAAUGCAACAUAUAUGUCACCACAGACGCAAAAUGAAGUGAUAGAUAUUUUAGCGAAAGACAUUGUCUUGGCUAAUAUAACAAGAGAAGUUCAGGAGGCAAAGUUCUUUGCAGUACUUGCAGAUGAAAUCUCUUCCCAUAACUCAGAACACUUAGCUUUGUGUGUGCGGUUUGUUGAUAAGGAUUCAUGCAUAAGGGAGGAGUUCUUGAAGUUUUUGCCUCUUCAGCGCAUCACUGGUGAGAAUGUGGCCAGGGAAAUCCUACAGGCCUUGGAAGAUGUCGGCCUUAACAGCGAGGACAUCAGAGGACAAGGAUAUGAUGGUGCUCCAAAUAUGUCUUCUGGCAAGGUGGGUGUCCAGGCAAGGAUUAAAGAGGUAGCACCUCUUGCGACGUACAGCCAUUGUGGUGGACACUGUUUGAAUCUGGUCAUUAGCCACAGCAGCUCUAUACCAAAUGUCAGGAAUGUGGUAGACAAGUUAAAGCACUGUUGUCGAUUCUUCCAGAACAGUCCAAAGAAGGAAGGGUUGCUGGACCUCAUCGCAAAGACCAAUACCUUUGGAGAGGGUAGAAGGAAGGUCUUAUUAGACUUAUGUAGGACCAGGUGGGCAGAGCGACAUGGUGCGUACCAGCACUUCUACACUGGAUACACCUUUUUGGUCGAGGCAUUAGAAGUCAUUGGAUUCAGGCUCUAUGAAGAAGAAUACAGUGAAUACCAAGAUUGGGAUCCAGGCAACAGAAGCGAGGCUCAACAAAUCCUGUCAAGCAUAACCUCAUUUGAAUUAAUAAUUACAUUUCUGACCAUAUAUCAGUACUUAUCACACCUCUCAGGGAUUACGAUAAAACUCCAAAACUCCGCUCUGGAUAUUAUUCAAGCACACAGCAUGGUUGCAGAAGUGCAGGAGUUCUACUUGAAGGAAAGAGAAAAGGUCACAGAGUCGUUUCAGUUGAUAUAUGACCAAGCAGUGCGGAUGGCCGAGAAGGUCGGUGUUCAGCCAAGCAAGCCCAGAAUUUCUCAGAGGCAGAAACAUAGGGGCAACGCUCCUGCAGAAACUGUGUUUGACCACUACAAAGUUAAUGUUGCCAUUCCUUUCUUGGAGCAUAUCAGUAAUAAUCUGAAUGCUAAAUUCUCUGGUUUGUCAACCACAGCCUCUUCCCUCCUGGGAUUGCUGCCAUCAGUGAUCUGUGAGCGAGAGAUGGAUGUCACAGAUAUUGUCAGUACUUAUGAGAAAGAUCUUCCCUCCCCAGAGCUAGUACCUCUAGAAGUGAGAAGAUGGGAAAACAGAUUUGACAAAGUGCCAGAAACGGAGAGACCAAAUAGCCCAGCACUUGCCAUAAAAAAGUGUGAUCCUGAUGUGUACCCUAACCUCUAUGUACUGCUGAAGCUUGCCUGUACAAUCCCUGUCACGUCUUGUGAGUGUGAGCGCAGCGCCAGUGCACUUCGCAGACUGAACACUUACAUGCGGGCGUCCAUGAGUAAGAUGAUGAGUUCUAAGAUCACAUGUUCAGCUUCAGGCAAGAGUAAUAAUUGGGGUGCAUUUUAG
Messenger RNA from Lingula anatina, 2496 nucleotides. RefSeq names its product 52 kDa repressor of the inhibitor of the protein kinase-like. NCBI's taxonomy places the organism in Eukaryota, Metazoa, Brachiopoda, Lingulata, Lingulida, Lingulidae. The record is from RefSeq and is a predicted model, not a curated record.